Molecule: messenger RNA, 1818 nt
Organism: Manihot esculenta (cassava)
Lineage: Eukaryota; Viridiplantae; Streptophyta; Magnoliopsida; Malpighiales; Euphorbiaceae
Product: xylulose 5-phosphate/phosphate translocator, chloroplastic
Exons: 2
Coding region: 336-1643 (435 amino acids)
Cellular component (GO): Golgi apparatus
Molecular function (GO): phosphoglycerate transmembrane transporter activity; antiporter activity; triose-phosphate transmembrane transporter activity
Source: RefSeq, a predicted model, not a curated record
UUCUCCCAUGUCCCUCCGCUGAAUCUUGUGCUAAAAAUACUGGUCUCUUUUAUGAUUGAUUUCUCUAACCUUAAAAAUAACUAAGAAAAAAUGAAACAAAGGCACCUAAAAUCCUCUUUUAACAAAUUUAGUACCCAAAAUUUCCCCACCUAAAAGAAAAAGGAUUUUUUGGAACGGGAAAGGUCCCUUUGAAGCAAAGCUUGGCGAGCUGGUUGGUGGCUGCCUCCCCAAAAUAUCUCUACUCAACGUUGAGGUUCUUCAUAUCCUCCUAUUAUUUUGCUUGCAGAGUCUGUGGCUCUCCCUCUUACAUCAAAGCUCAAAAGCUAGAACCAAAAAUGCUUACUUUGAAUCUCACCCCAUCUUCUCCUGUCACUUUCUCCAGAUCCACUCACCAUAAGUACCCCAUAAAUGCUUCUUCUCUUUUAAAUCCAAAUAUUCCCAGCAGAGCUCAAAAUCAAACUACUCUCUUUAAUAAACUCACCUCUCAAAUUGGUUCAUUUGCAUGUAAAGUUUCAAACUUUGGCGAAAUCAGUAGCUGCCCGGUUGGCCUCUAUUCAAGAUUCACUAAUCAGAUCUGUAAUUUCAACAGAGUCCAUGAAUAUCCAUCUGGGUUUUGCUCGAAACCCAGAUCUUAUGUUGCUAAAGCAGCAGCAGCAUCUGACUCUGAAUCAAGCCCAGAAGGAGAAGCUAACGUGGUUUCGAAACCUAAGGAUAAAACUCUCCAGCUUGCACUCGUGUUUGGUUUCUGGUACUUCCAGAAUAUUGUCUUCAACAUUUACAACAAGAAAGCGUUGAAUGUGUUUCCUUUUCCAUGGUUUCUUGCUUCCUUCCAGCUCUUUGUUGGGUCUGUUUGGAUGCUCAUCCUAUGGUCAUUCAAACUCCAACCAUGCCCGAAGAUCUCAAAGCCAUUCAUUAUUGCUCUUCUCGGACCUGCUUUGUUUCACACUAUAGGGCACAUAUCAGCCUGUGUCUCAUUCUCUAAGGUUGCUGUUUCUUUCACUCAUGUAAUCAAAUCAUCAGAACCUGUUUUCUCAGUUAUAUUUUCUUCAAUUCUUGGUGAUUCGUACCCUUUAAAAGUCUGGCUCUCUAUCCUCCCUAUCGUUCUUGGUUGUUCCCUUGCUGCCAUCACAGAAGUCUCUUUCAAUUUCGAAGGAUUGUGGGGUGCUUUGAUUAGCAAUGUUGGGUUUGUGUUCAGGAACAUAUACUCAAAAAAGAGUUUGCAGAGCUUCAAGGAAGUUAAUGGACUAAACUUGUAUGGUUGGAUUAGUAUAAUCUCAUUAUUUUAUCUGUUUCCUGUUGCGGUUGUUGUUGAAGGGUCUCAAUGGAUUCAAGGAUACCAUAAGGCGAUUGAAGCUGUUGGAAAAUCAUCAACCUUUUAUAUAUGGGUGUUGCUUUCUGGUAUCUUUUAUCAUCUCUACAACCAAUCUUCUUACCAGGCUCUUGACGACAUUAGCCCCUUAACCUUUUCGGUCGGCAACACAAUGAAGAGAGUGGUGGUGAUUGUGUCUACUGUGUUGGUGUUUAGAAAUCCUGUUAGGCCUUUGAAUGCAAUUGGAUCAGCCAUUGCCAUAUUUGGGACUUUCUUAUACUCUCAGGCAUCUGCUAAGAAAGCCAACAAAACUGAAGGUGAAAAGAAGAGUUAGAUAGAGUUAGAUGGUUCAUUUAUAGAUCUCAUAAGGUCCUUGUCACAAAAGGGGAAUUUCUUGGUUAAGAGGAGAGUGUCCUAUUCGGCUGCUUUCGAAACAGGCAUACACAGGUCUGGUUCGAAGAAAAAGUACAGUGCUUGAAACUAGGCCUACCAGUGAAAUGCAACCCCAG